Spodoptera littoralis (African cotton leafworm) is the source of this 1128-nucleotide messenger RNA. NCBI's taxonomy places the organism in Eukaryota, Metazoa, Arthropoda, Insecta, Lepidoptera, Noctuidae. The record is from the annotation of a GenBank genome assembly.
AUGGCUAACAAAAUCUUAGGACAUUUUUUGAGAAGUAGACCGUCUAUGAUGAUGUUCAAGCGAUGGGAGAGCUCGGAACCGGAGAAACGCGUUACUAUCCACGAUCCAUUUUACUCACAGCCACAGAAGAACAAGGAGACAUACUUGGAAGUAGUAAAAAUGUUCGAAGGCCGGGACAACAGAAGACGAGGUCAUGUCGAGUUUAUAUACGCUGCUUUAGCAAGAAUGAAGGAGUUUGGUGUCCAAAAAGAUCUCGAAGUAUAUAAGGCGUUAGUCGAAGUGCUACCUAAAGGAAAGUUUAUUCCGAAAAAUAUAUUCCAAGCAGAGUUUAUGCAUUAUCCGAAACAGCAGCAGUGUGCCGUGGACUUGUUGGAACAAAUGGAGGACAAUAAAGUUAUGCCUGAUACGGAAAUGGAACAGAUGCUGCUGAACAUAUUUGGUGCCCGAGGUAUACCUCUGCGCAAGUUCUGGCGCAUGAUGUACUGGAUGCCAAAGUUCAGAAACUUAAGUCCUUGGUAUUUACCUGAACAACUGCCUAAUGAUACAACUGAAUUAGCUAAACUUGCUAUUCAGAGGAUAACAUCAGUGGACCCAGAUACCAAAGUUGAAAUCUGGCAGACAGAAGAAAUAGAAGCUUCAUUAGACAAGACCUGGGUGGUGAGUGCUCAAAGUGAAGCGCAGAAGAUACUCCUUGCAGACCAGCCAACUGAUGACCCAUUGGUUGUGAAGGGACCAUUUAACAUUUACUUGAGAGAACAAGUGGUCAACUACUUCUUACUAAUUGGAAAAACAAGACCAGAAAUUAAAGAUAACACAGAUCCUGAUGAUGUUUCAAAUAUUGAGAAGCCUCCUGGAAUUCCUGGGCUUAUUGGCACUACAACACUACCUGCAGUGAGGCAAACAGUUCAUGAACAGGAUGAUGGUACAAUAGUAUCAGUGUGUGCUACAGGCACCUCAUCAAGAGAUUCCUUACUAUCAUGGAUCAGGUUACUAGAAAAGCAUGGCAAUCCUCAACUUUCUAAUAUACCAGUUAUAUUCACACUAACAGCACCUCCAAGUGAGAUAGCGAUACAAGAAACUCAGCCAGCUAUAAAGGAUAGCAAAGAAAAAGAAAAAUCUAGAAUUUAA